Molecule: messenger RNA, 1337 nt
Organism: Hippocampus zosterae (dwarf seahorse)
Lineage: Eukaryota; Metazoa; Chordata; Actinopteri; Syngnathiformes; Syngnathidae
Gene: commd2
Product: COMM domain containing 2
Exons: 6
Coding region: 117-728 (203 amino acids)
Source: RefSeq, a predicted model, not a curated record
AAAGAAAAGGAGGUGAAGAAGACGUAGCGGCAAAGUGGGCGGGGAGUUGUCCAUCAGACUUCCAGGUUGAAGAUUUUUUGAGCUCUAUUUGGUCUGAGGAGUAUCACUGUGACAUCAUGCUGCUGGUAUUGUCCGAAGAACAUAAGGAACACCUCAACUUUCUCAACAAGGUGGACGUGGCAGUGGUCGGAGAGUUUGGGCGCAUCGCACUGGAAUUCAUCAUGAGAGGAACCAGCCCCAAAGUCUACGAGGGAGCCGCCAGAAAGCUGUCGGUGCCUGUGGAAGUGGUGCGGAACGGCGUGGAGGGACUCAUGUAUCUCAUGACCCAGAGCUCCAAACACAUGUUGUCUGAGGUGGACUUUGUGGACUCAGUGUUGUCAUUAGAGUUUGGUGAUGAGCUCAACCAGCGCCUCCUACAGAUGUACCAGCAGCACCGUAGCGAGAUCCGCAGCGUCUUGAGUCUGGUAUCCACCAGCUUGCCCGCUUACCACAACCUGGAGUGGAGGCUCGAUGUACAGUUGGCCAGUCGCUCCCUACGCCAGCAGGUGGCCCCCACUUUGACCACCAAGCUGCACCUGACACACGGGCGCGGUUCUGGCACGGAGCGGAGCUGCCGGGUUCUCCACAUGGACCUGGGGACCCUCCUGCACCUUAUCUCCAUCCUGGAGGGGGCGCUAAGCACCUUGAAGAGCACGCACGCGCGCCGCAUCUUGCGAAACAUCAAAUGACGACUCGCACACGCUACAAUGCGGUCCAGAUGCUAGUAGCGCCCGCAAUUAAUGCGUACGAGUACACUAUUUCGUCCUCACUUUUAAAACAAGACCAGAAGAAUAACUGUGCCUUACUCGUGACAUUUUUCCACAACUCGCGCCCUUUUUGUCCUACUAGUAUAUGGACCAUGCUGGAUAGCGAGCUUCAGGGCCAUGUAAAUAGUAAGCUGAUUGUCUUCAAUAGUAUGACCAGAAGAAGAGUAGCUUUUCAUUGGCCCAAGCGCAAUGCAGGAAGGAGGAGUCACUGAUUUACGACGACAGUAUUGGCAUUGGCAAGUGGAUUUUCAUGUUAGCGCAUCGUUUUUUGCAUCUUAAUGUGUGUACCCCUAAACCGCGACUCGUAGGAAGUGGUGUUCUGCACGCAAUAUUUCUUAAAUGUGUUCAAAAGGUGACCAUGUCAAUCGCCUUCACCUUACCCCUUCUGUCAUUAAACGCUGCCUUUUUUUUCUUAUUGACUUAUUUUGAUUUGUGCGGCUAAAAAUGUGAUGUCAAGCUUGCUUGUACACUUGUUAACAAAGGUUGGAUGAUGUCACAGUCCUGGAAUAAAUGACUAUUUACAAUUCCUAA